UCUGUCCCUAAACGGUGUACCUUCAGGCUGAGCCACAUAGCUUCAGCCUGUAUAUUUAUAAAUUGGUCGUUUUGUUUUUCUGUAUUUGAAAUGAAUCACUUUGCUGAGUAGCAGUUCCGCUUGAAAGAACACAUUAACGACUUUUACUUUACACGAUAUCUUUGAGAUAAUGUAGAAAGAAGGGACAAUACGUUGGAAUACUUCACCUGGAGAGCGGUGUUCUUGAUAUUUGCACUUUAAUUUAAAUAAAUUAGUGGCGUAACAAUUCCCUAGUAAGGAAGAAAUAGUUAAGGGUAGUUGAUAACAGCUCGUCAUGUUUGAUAAUCUUUUUCUGUCGGAAUGAGGACGACCGGACUCCAUCACUCGCUCGCGCUGUGUUUCGCCCUAGCCUGGCUCCAGUCCUCCUGCGCUCAAACCCAAGAAGUGAUAUGCUCCGGUACGCAGAAUACACUGAGUUGGACAGGAAAUCCAGAGACACAGUACGAGCUGAUGAGGGAAAAGUACACUGGCUGUGAGAUUGUCAUGGGCAACCUGGAGAUCAUCAUGAUGAAACAUUCGAUUAACUUCACUUUUCUACAGUCCAUCAGGGAGGUUACAGGUUAUGUCCUAAUAGCCGUUAACCAGUUCAGCCAGCUUCCACUGGAUCAACUCCGGGUCAUAAGAGGCACCAUUUUGUACGAGAAUCGCUUUGCUCUGGCUGUUCUGCUCAACUACGAGAUUGAUAGCCAACAUGGACUGAAGGAGCUGGGUCUCACACAUCUCACAGAGAUACUGGAAGGAGGUGUGUAUAUCUUUCGUAAUAAGUUCCUGAGCUACGCCCCUCAGGUGAACUGGUUGGACAUAGUAAAGGAUGAAUCUUCUGAAGUCAUAAUUGCUGACAACGGGCCUGAACGACCUUGUGAUGCGGCAUGCAAAGGUUCUUGUUGGGGGCCCAGGAAGGAUAGCUGCCAGAUCUUGACAAAGACAGUGUGUGCUCCCCAAUGUAAUGGACGCUGUUUUGGGAGGAAUCCAAGUGAGUGCUGUCAUAUGGAGUGUGCAGGAGGUUGCACUGGACCCCUGGAUACUGACUGCUUUGCAUGCCGUAACUUCAACAACUCAGGCUCCUGUAUGCCCCAGUGUCCACAACCCUUCAUCUACAACAAGCACACCUUCAAACUGGAGCCCAACCCCAGCGCCAAGUACCAGUACGGUUCUAUAUGCGUAGCCCAGUGCCCCACUAAUUUUGUGGUGGACGGGAGCUCGUGUGUAAGUAGCUGCCCCCCUAAUAAGAUGGAAGUCGAACAGGGAGUGAAGAGGUGUGAGCCCUGUGGAGGUCUCUGUCCCAAAGCUUGUAAAGGAAUAGACUCCGGAAAGACGGUGGACUCUCAGAACAUUGACAGUUUCAUCAACUGCACCAAGAUCCAGGGCAGCCUGCACUUCCUAAUCACUGGGAUUCAAGGAGAUCCUUUCAACAACAUCCCACCUUUGGACCCUGAGAAGCUGAAGGUCUUCAGAACUGUGCGAGAGAUAACAGAUAUUCUGGAUAUCCAGUCAUGGCCUGGAACUCUGAGAGACCUUUCUGUGUUCUCCAACUUGACAACCAUACAAGGAAGAACCCUCUACAGAGGAGGGCACUCCAAAAGAGGCUACUCCUUUCUGGUAAUGAACAUCCCAUCGCUGACCUCUCUGGGCCUGCGUUCGCUGCGUCACAUCAACGACGGUGGAGUCUACAUUACAGGAAACAAGAAGCUGUGCUACCACCACACUGUCAACUGGACCCGCCUCUUCAUCACCAGCUCACGCCCACAGCGCCGCCAGAAGAACGUUGACAUCAAGGAAAAUCGUCUCGAGGCCAAGUGUGUUGCAGGGGGGAAGGUGUGUGACCCCCUGUGUUCGUCUGAAGGGUGUUGGGGACCCGGGCCGGACCAGUGUCUGUCCUGUAAGAACUAUAGCCGUGGGGGAACCUGUGUCCAUCAGUGCAGAUUUCUCACUGGGGAGGGGCGUGAGUUUUCUAGUCCAAAUAGAGAGUGUAUGCCUUGUCACUCGGAGUGUGAGGUCCAGGAGGGACGGCCCACCUGCACAGGACCGGGAGCUGAUGAGUGUGUGGUGUGUGCCAGUCUGAAGGACGGUCCUCACUGUGUGUCCUCUUGCCCUGAGGGAGUGAUGGGGGAGAAGGGCCUAAUCUUUAAAUACCACAACCAGCAGAGAAGUUGUGAGCCAUGUCACCUGAACUGUACCCAGGGGUGCUCAGGUCCAGGCAUUGGGGACUGUUUGGACCAGAGAUCCGCAACAAGUCAAUCCACCACAGCCAUUGUUCUGGGAAUUUUGGCAGCAGUGAUAGUGGGCUUCUCCAUAUUUGUGAUGAGUGUCCUGUAUCGCAGAGGUCUUGCUAUUCGGCGCAAGAGAGCAAUGAGGAGAUACCUGGAGAGCGGAGAGAGUUUUGAGCCUUUGGACCCUGGUGAGAAGGGGGUCAAAGUUCAUGCAAGGAUCCUGAAGGUCAAGGAGCUUCGUAAGAUCAAGCUGCUGGGCAAUGGAGUGUUUGGCUCUGUCCACAAGGGCAUUUGGAUUCCGGAGGGAGACACGGUGAAGAUUCCGGUGGCCAUAAAAACGAUUAAUGAUCGAACAGGGCGGAAGACCUUCCAUGAGAUCACAGAUCACAUGUUGGCGAUGGGUAGUUUGGACCACCAGUACAUUGUCAGGCUCUUAGGUAUCUGUCCAGGUCCCAGUCUCCAGUUAGUCACUCAGAUCAGCGCUCAGGGGUCUUUAUUGGAACAUAUCAGGCACCACAGGGACAGUCUGGACCCGCAACGGCUACUGAACUGGUGUGUGCAGAUUGCCAAGGGUAUGUACUAUCUGGAGGAACACAAGAUGGUCCACAGAAACCUAGCAGCCCGUAACGUGCUCCUGAAGAGUGACUACAUAGUCCAGAUCUCUGACUACGGCAUCACAGACCUACUCUACCCUGACGAUAGGAAGUACUUCUACAAUGAGCACAAGACACCCAUCAAAUGGAUGGCUCUGGAAAGCAUCUUGUUCCGCAGAUACACACAUCAAAGCGAUGUCUGGAGCUAUGGGGUGACAGUGUGGGAAAUUAUGUCAUAUGGGGUGGAGCCCUACACAGCAAUGCGUCCACAGGAAGUGCCAGACCUGCUGGAGAAGGGCGAGCGUCUCUCCCAACCUCACAUCUGCACCAUAGAUGUCUACAUGGUCAUGGUCAAGUGUUGGAUGAUUGACGAAAAUGUCCGUCCCACCUUCAAGGAACUGGCCAAUGAGUUUACCAGAAUGGCCAGAGACCCGCCUCGUUACCUUGUGAUGAUUAAGGGAAACCCCAGCCUGGUGGACUCCCCCUCAGAUGAGUCUUCCCGUCGGGGCACUGAGCUGGGGGACAUAGACAUGGGAUUAGGGUUCCAGGAUGAGGAGGGGCUAAGAGACGACAUGGACACACCCCCUCUCAACCUGUCUCAGGCCAGAAGUUUCUCACGACUUUCACGAAUGGACAGCCACAGGGGUGUUCACAGCAGUCAAGCUGGAUACCUUCCAAUGACCCCAGGACUGGAUAACCCUCCGAUGGUGUGGCCGUCAGUGUCCCGCUCUCGCCUCAACUCUGCCCGCACCGUGUCUGAGAGCUCAGAGGGGCAUGGCACAUUGGUAGAGCUGGAAAUGAGUGAAGACUUCUCCUUGGGGGGUAGCCUGCGGAAGAAGCGGCAUCGGGAGGAUAGUGCCUACAUGUCCCAGAGAGACAGCAUGUCAGGGGGGGCAUCUGAGACCCCGUCCCCAGACACAGAGGGGGAGGAGGACCAAAAUGGAUAUGUGCUCCCUGGACUAGGUGACAGCCCAGAGAGAGAGACACACCUCUCUACCUCCAGAGUCAACCUGCCUUAUGGGAGGAUGUGCCACUUCCCCUCAAACCCAGUUGGACACUCAGAGGACCACAGCAGUGCCUGUGAGGAAUAUGAGUAUAUGAACAAGCAGGCGUGCAUGAGGUCUCUCUCCCCCAGACCACAGCUUGGGCACACCAAAGAUGGUUCUCAGUGGCUGAAGAUGGACAAGAGGCAACGCAGCUCUCUGCCAUCUCCAGACACUGAGUACACAGAGUGCACAGGGCUCAGGCCUUCAGCUGAGGCGAACAGGGAAGGAAAAACCAAGAAUGAAGAACAACAGGACUAUGAAUUUCCCGAAUCGUGUGAGGAGGAACGUGGCUCUAAUGAUGUUGAGUAUGAAUACAUGGACAUUCGAAAUGUAAGGCCAGAUGAUCCCCCAGCACAAGAUGUCCCUCUUCCUGGAGCUAUACCCAAACGGCCGAUGGGAGGUGACAUGGAGGAAAAGAUGGAGGAAGGUGAAUACAUUGAAGAAUACGUUGAUGACGAUGACUAUCAGUACACUAACAGGCAGCCCAAGCUACGAAAGGCUCUGCAAGGCCAGGAGGGUCUGAGGAUGCUGGGAAGAAGGGGGCAGGAGGCGGACGAGUACGAGGACAUGGAUUCCCUGGCUGCCCCUGGGGCUGGGGACCCAGUGGAGUAUGAGAAUUUGCAGGGAGGUGACGAGGGUGCAGUGGGGGUACAGCACUCAGGGAUGAGAACAUUUGUGAAGGUGCGUGCAGUGGUCGAGGUGGGGGAGCCCGGCAGUGGAGAUCGCUCAUUUGACAAUCCAGACUACUGGCAGAGCAGAUUAUUCCUGAAGCCUACCACUGUGACCACGUAGAGGAGUGGACCUCACUCAUGACCACUAAAGAAGAUAGCAGCCUAUGAAAAAAUAAGUACACUCCCUGGAAAGUGUUUUUUUCCCCACAAAAUUGGUAAUCUUCAUUUCAAAACUAUAGACAGCUAAAGGUCACCUAAAUUACACUGAAAGAUUAUAUGUUUACAUGUAUUUACUCAUCCAAAAUCUACAUUAAUGCAAUUUUAUACUUCAGGAAAAAUAAGUACACUGCUAGCAUUAAUAGCUGGUGUUUCACUUCAUGUACCUGUUUCUUGUAACUGUCAGUCUCAAACAUUGCUGAAAGGAUUUUUUUGACCAGUGUUUUUUACAUUAUUGCUUAAUCAUAUUUCUUGCUUGCAAAACCUGCCUCAAGUUCCCCAAAGCAUUUAUAACCCUCAAUUUCAUAUUUUUGAGCCAUUCUGUUGAAGCUGUGCUUGUAUGUUUUGGAUAAUUUUUGCGUUGCAAGAUCCAUGCUCGGUUCAGCUUCAGCUUUUUGACAGAUGGCCCCACAUUGUCCUCAAUAAUUCUCUGAUACAAUUUAGAACUAAUGGGGGAUGCAAUGAUGGCAAGUAAGCCCGGCCCGACACAGCAAAGCAGUCCCAAACCAUAAUGCCACCACCUCCAUGCCUUACAGUUGGUAUGAUGUUCUUCUAUUCAAAUGCAGUGUUUUGUUUGUGCCAGGCAUGAUGUUUUGCAUUGCAGCCAAACAACUCCACCUUUAACGCAUCUCUACAGAAAACACUAUUCCUUAGAUUUUUUCCAUUUCCAAAUGAUCUGUCGGGCAGUGGAAUUAAUUGCUUUGAAACCACUCCCAGACUCAUGGGCAUUAAUAAUGUUUCUUCUUGGUGUGAUGUGUGUAAUUUUAUCAAUGAAUGUGGUUGGUCUUCAGCUCACCUAUCCAAGUCCAAAUAUGUACAAAAAAAGUAAAGCUUUGUGGGGGGUGUACUUAGUUUUUCACAUGACUGUAGCUGUUCCAUCUGCAUUUAAAUCUAUGAAGGACCCGGGAAGGGGAGGAAACUAUCCAAAAAUCAAAAACAUUGAAGACUUGUUAUAUUUCUUUGUGUGCCAGUUUGUUAUCUUAAUGUGUCAGUUACAUUGAUAAUUUCUACAUUGAUAAUGUUUCCGCCAUAAUAACAAAUAAGCUUUGGGAUGUUCAUUUCUGUACACUGUGAGUAUCAGAGACACUAGUAGAAAUAGCCUGAUCACAAGCUUUGUAUGUGUUUACUUAUAAGAACUAAAGGUGCAUUUGUAUAUUGUAUUUUUCUAUGAUAUUUUCUUGUUGAAAAAAAUGUGUGUAACCUUUUUGUGACCUAUUUUAUAAAUACAUUUGUUUUGCAUAAUGUUUGAGAUUCUUUGAAAUGAUCAGCUAAUUGUUGAUAUUGAGGGCUUCCACCAUUUUAAAGGAAAUUAACUGGGUGGGGAUUUUUUUGUGUUGGCAGCAGUCAACAUAGCUACAAUUGCUCAUGCCUCUCUUUUCAUUAUUACGCUUACAGAACUAACAUUACCUUCAUUUUUUAACAUACAGUGUAUAUUUCAACAGUAUGCUCAAGCAG
Messenger RNA from Esox lucius (northern pike), 6230 nucleotides. RefSeq names its product receptor tyrosine-protein kinase erbB-3. NCBI's taxonomy places the organism in Eukaryota, Metazoa, Chordata, Actinopteri, Esociformes, Esocidae. The transcript has 29 exons. Gene Ontology annotation, cellular component: basal plasma membrane; signaling receptor complex. Gene Ontology annotation, biological process: multicellular organism development; positive regulation of kinase activity; positive regulation of cell population proliferation. The coding region runs from base 340 to 4680 and encodes 1446 amino acids. The record is from RefSeq and is a predicted model, not a curated record. Gene Ontology annotation, molecular function: neuregulin binding; neuregulin receptor activity; ATP binding.